AUGUCUUUCGAGAAGCUUGCAUUGGAGCCCUUGUUCGCCAAGAUCGACGAGUUGAAGCCCCAGUUCAUUGACAGGUUGGCCAAGGCCAUUGCCAUCCCCUCCGUCAGCUCGGACGAGGCGCUCCGGCCCCGGGUGGUGGACAUGGCCGCGUUUUUGGUGGGCGAGCUCACGUCGUUGGGCUUUUCCGACAUCCAGUUGCGCGACUUGGGCAAGCAGCCGCCGCCCGUGGCCGACGAGAGCCUCCAGUUGCCGCCCAUUGUGUUGGCGCGUUUCGGCAACGACGCGGCCAAGAAAACCGUGUUGGUGUACGGCCACUACGACGUGCAGCCUGCGCUCAAGGAAGACGGCUGGGCCACGGACCCCUUCACGUUGCACCACGACACGGCCGCCGGCAUCUUGUACGGGCGCGGGCUGACGGACGACAAGGGCCCCGUGUUGGGCUGGUUGAACGUGGUCGAGGCCCACAACCAGUUGGGCUGGGAGCUCCCUGUCAACUUGGUGUGCUGCUUCGAGGGCAUGGAGGAGUCCGGCUCGCUCGGGUUGGACGGCUUGAUCGAGAAGGAGGCCAAGGCGUACUUCCAGACGGUCGACACCGUGUGCAUCUCCGACAACUACUGGCUCGGCACCACCAAGCCCGUGUUGACCUACGGCUUGCGCGGAUGCAACUACUACCAGGUGCUGGUCAAGGGCCCCGGCGCGGACUUGCACUCCGGCAUCUUCGGCGGCGUGAUUGCCGAGCCCAUGACCGACUUGGUGCAGGUGUUGUCCAGGUUGGUAGACGCCAACGGCAAGAUCUUGGUGCCCGGCGUCAUGGACAUGGUGGCGCCUUUGACCGACAAGGAGGACGCCUUGUACGACGACAUCGACUUCUCGCCCGAGGAGUUGCACGCCGCCGCCGGGUCCGAGACCGGCUUGCACGGCAACAAGAAGGACAUCUUGAAGCACCGGUGGAGAUACCCCUCCUUGUCCAUCCACGGCGUCGAGGGCGCGUUCUCGGGCGCCGGGGCCAAGACCGUGAUCCCCUCCAAGGUCGUGGGCAAGUUCUCCAUCCGGACCGUGCCGAACAUCGAGAGCAAGCAGUUGGACCAGUUGGUGUUCGACCACGUCAACAAGGUGUUCCUGGAGAUCGGCUCCAAGAACACCAUGGCGGUGGAGUUGAUCCACGACGGCGACUACUGGGUGUCGGACCCGUUCAACGAGUCGUUCACGGCCGCGUCCAGGGCCACCGAGCACGUGUGGAACGUCAAGCCCGACUUCACCCGCGAGGGCGGCUCGAUCCCCAUCACCUUGACCUUCGAGCAGCAGCUCGGCACCCAGGUGCUCUUGUUGCCCAUGGGCAGAGGCGACGACGGCGCCCACUCGAUCAACGAGAAAUUGGACGUGAGCAACUACAUCAACGGAUGCAAGACGCUUGGCGGCUACUUGCACUACUACGGCCGAAGCUGA
Metschnikowia bicuspidata var. bicuspidata NRRL YB-4993 is the source of this 1446-nucleotide messenger RNA. RefSeq names its product metallodipeptidase. Gene Ontology annotation, biological process: proteolysis. The record is from RefSeq and is a predicted model, not a curated record. NCBI's taxonomy places the organism in Eukaryota, Fungi, Ascomycota, Pichiomycetes, Serinales, Metschnikowiaceae. Bases 1 to 1446 code for a protein of 481 amino acids. The transcript has a single exon. Gene Ontology annotation, molecular function: metallodipeptidase activity.